UAUACAGUAGCCUACAGAACGUUUCUGAUUUCACAAACAUACGGAUGUGUACGUAAAAGUACUCAUUAUUGUCUCUGCAGUAAUGUAUCAAGCACAUCGCCAAGCAGAAAGGGGGUAAAUUCUCUUCGCCUGCAUGAUAUGAAAUAUUAGAUCUGAAUUGAGGUUCAUUAAUUUAUAACCGGCCACGGUGCAGUGAAUGAUUGUUUCGUUCGGUCGUCGUCUGCUGUGCCUAGAUGACUAUUGUCGACAAAGGGUAAGGUCGAUACUCGAAAAUCAACAUGGCGACGUCAAUCAUCAGUACAAAUCGGCCCUGGAUCGACGAACCAGUCAUCGUACCAGUGCAGGAACAGUUGGUCAAGAAAGCAGUUCUUCAAGAAACGCAUCCUGCUGCCCCCGGAAAUGCUCGUGUCUUUUCCGUUGAGAUCCAAAGAAACAUUACUCCAUCCAAAUUGACAUCAUCGGCAUCCGGUGAUCAAACCGAUGGAACUGAUACUUCUACAAUAAAAGACUUUCCCUUUAAAGUGGUGACCCAUUUGACGUCAACAGGAACAGCAACGGAUGAAGAGAGCGGAGAUCGAGAGUGCCGCUAUGCAUCUACGGCCGAGGAGGCUUUGCAGAUCUAUGAGGAUCUUUACAAGCAACAUACUUCAUCAGGAGAUGGUAGGGCAUCUAUGGUACCAGUCUCGUCUGUCAGUAACUCACGAUGGAUUGGUUCAGAAGCAUUGAGAAAGACCCUUCUGUACCGAGAAACCUACUCACCGACACAGGGUCUAUCACCAGAGGUGGCCAAAUUGGUGGACAAUGUUUGGAAGGAAGCGAUGGGGAAACUCAAAGAACAUCUAGCGGUCCCUGUGGCAUCGAUUCUUCCUGGACAAGUUGCAAAGGCAGAAGCUGUUCUUUAUCAGAUGUGGAAUAUCUUACAGAAGAGGAAAGGCAAACAUCAAGGUGACGAAUAUGACGAAUACGACGACGAAAUAUCGGAUGCUGAAAUAGAGACUCUUCAGGAGGAGUUUUACGCCCUCAUUCCUCAUCACGAUUACAUGCAAUCUUCGAUCAGACUGUUGAGCAAAGUCGCAACGAAGCUGGACCUAUGUCAAAUGAUUCGAGAUGCGGUAUACAUCAGCGAGGAGACGGGAUGGCAGAAACGACCCACGCCUGAAGCCAAGUACAGAGCUCUUCGAUGCUACAUCCAACAUCUACCACCCGAUCAUCCAGAGUAUGGGAAGAUCAAGACACUAGUCCAAUCAACUAUGCCUAGUGAGAUGAAAGUAAACACCUUCCGGAUCUACGCAGUUAGUAGACCCCCUGACGAAGAGGGUUACCUUCACGACAUUGGCAAUGAUACACUACUCUUUCACGCCACCAAGCCGAACAACGUACUUGGGAUCUUAUCCAGGGGUCUCCUUAUGCCCAAGGUUGUGGUGGAAAUGUUUAACGGACAACGCCGUGACGAGGGGCUACUUGGUCCCGGUCUAUACUUUGGUGAUCGAACAAGCACAUGCAUUCAGUACACAAAAAACGGAUACUUCUCUCAGACGAGGAUGAUGCUUGUCAUCAGGGUCGCUCUCGGAUCCACUCAAGACUACUAUGAAUUUAACACCAAGAUGCAACAGGCACCCGAAGGCUUCGAGAGCACACAUGGUGUUCGUGCUACAGAAAACAAGCCUUCAGAGUUCAAGGAAGACGAAUUUGUUGUUUAUUCGACCAAGCAACAAUGCAUUCGUUAUCUCGUCGAGUUCAGCAUUGAUGGCGAUGAUGAUGUGGUCGAUGGCUACGCCUAUGACGAGGAUGACGGUGAAGACGACGGGGUGGGAAACGUAGAUGAAACAACAGAAACCUUAGACAAAAUUGAUCUUGUCGACGUACAGUGCUGUCAGGAUCCUGUCAGCAGGACAACCACAGGUCUAGUUGUAGCCAACAGCAGAGAGGGCGUCAUACUUGAAGAAGUUCAUGUCAGAGGCCACAUUACUGAUCUUGCAGCGAAGAUCACAGUUCUACAAGUUUACCAGAGCCAGAUUUCAGAGACGAACAUUCGAGAAGCUCGAUACGUGUUUCCUUUGGACGAGAAGGCAGCUGUAUGUGGCUUUGAAGCAUUCAUCAACGACAAACAUGUAGUGGGUACGGUGAAGACCAAAGAGACAGCACAGAAAGAAUAUCAGGAGGCUGUACGAGAGGGUCAUGGAGCAUACCUGAUGCAAGAAGAAGCUUCCAACGUGUUUUCGGUGAGCAUCGGCAAUCUCCCUCCUCGUGCAAGAGUGGUCAUCAAGAUAACAUACGUCACUGAACUGGCAGAAGAGGAGGGGGGCAAGAUGGCUUUCUAUCUUCUGGGAAGCGUUGCUCCUUGGUUACAAGAAGAAAUUCGCGGUACAAAGCUUACAGAGGAAACUCAGGCAUUGACGGGAGUUGCAUCAAAUGAGACCGAAAGGAAGGAGUCUCUUCAGAUAACAAUGGAGAUGCCAUCAAGUAUCACAUCAGUUGAAUCACCGACUCAUGUGGUCAAAGUAAAGCGGGAGGAGAUGAAGGCUACGGUUACUUUGGGGGAUGGAGUCCAACUCGGUGAUGGUUUCCAGCUGCUUAUUAGCAUUAUCCAUCAGAACGCACCAAGGUUCUGGACUGAGUUUGAUCCGUCAUCUAAUUCAUAUGCUAGUAUGGCGGUCUUCUGCCCUACAAUCCAGUCCGAAUUGGUUGCUGAUCCUGAAGUAGUUCUCUUGUUGGACUGCUCGACUUCAAUGAAAGGAGAGCCUAAACAGGAUGCGAAAAAGAUUUGCAAAAUGAUUCUUCAGUCAUUACCAGAGAAAAGCCGUUUCAAUGUCAUCACCUUCGGCACAGAUUUCACCGAACUCUUUCCGACCGUUGAACCUGUCGGCCAACGUCAGCUUCUUGAAGCCUUAGAGUUCAUCGAAGGUGCCAGAUCAGUUGGCGGUAGCUCAGAAGCGUGGCGCCCUCUCCGGUCACUCUCGCUUCUACCCAUGAUGAAUUCGGCGCGAAACGUUCUCCUUGUAUCCGACGGUCAUCUCACCAACGAGAAACUCACUUUGGAAAUUGCCUCCAAGUAUAAGCACGUUAACAGAAUAUUCACAUGCGCUGUUAGCUCUGCUGGGAAUCGCCACAUACUUCGUGCCUUGGCUGAUGUCAGUGGAGGUGCCUUCGAGUCCUUCAGCCCAAAGACAAAAUCGAAGUGGGAAGGAAAGAUCGCUGCCCAAAUUGACCGUUGCCGCCAGCCGUCUGUGAGUUGUGUGAAGGCAACAUGGCAGACAGAGGAGAAUGCGGACCACAGAUCAGAAACCAAGGACCUGAUCCAGGUACCAGCUCAGACAUCAUCCGUCUUUACUGGAUCCAAGGUUCUCCUCUUCUCACUUGGACCAAAGGUCAAAGAGGUUCAACUCACUGCGGAGAUAGCUGGACAACGCUUAGAAGAAUCACUCAAAACGCCCAUCGAGUUUGAUGGAUCUUCUUUGACUCUCCAUCGUCUAGUAGGGAGAGCUCUCGUUCGCGAUUAUGAGAUUGGAUCAUUCAAUCGAGACCAUGUCUUUCAUGAGACCCGGAAGUAUGACCUCAAGAAUUAUCUAACUGACCUCAGUAUCCGGUUGUCAAUCAUCACACCUCUCACAAGCUUCAUAGCGAUCGAAAAACGGGAUAAGGAAACUCAACUGGAUACCUCCUCACCUGACGUUGACAAGUUACUAUCUAUGAUCACACGCGAUGAUCUGGAGUCUUUGCAUUGGAGUGAAGUUGUGUCGGAACAAGAGGGUCCUGCGGAGAGCAUUGUGGCAAGAAUCCUCAGGCAGGCAAAAGUUGCUCAGUCAAAUUUCUCCUACUCGUCAGCCGAGAAGUACUACAACAGCGCCUUCAACAUGGCUAAAGAAAACAUGUCAAACAUGCAAAGCCUCUUCCGGACAUGUUGCUUGGAAAUGUCAAAGUUCACAGUGCGGGUCAAAGGUGAUGCAGAGCAGGCAUUGCAAUGGAUUCAACCUGCUCUUACACAUGUAACUGAACAGGAUCUGGAAGAAGAAGAUGAGGAGGAGGAGAAAGAAAUGGGACCGCUGGAUUCAACUGCCCUGAACUUUUCUGAAUUGCUCCAUGGCAUGCUACGUGAAGGCAAACCUGAAACGCAACAACCUUUGCUUCAUGAUACAGCAGUCAUCCAUCCAACUAGCAGCAUGUGGAAACCUGUAGCCAAAACGGAUAGUAGAAAAGCAGUAAAACACGAGCCGAAAAACAAGGAGAAGAAAAGGGUGGAGGCAGCACGUGCUGACAUAACCCCAUGGUGUUCUCACAGGCUGGCUGAAAAAGUUGAUGUGACAAUAACGGUAUUACCGGAUCCAUCCAGGCAAGACACCCUGGACCAUCUCGAACUAAAAUCCAUGUCACUCGACGCGUCGGCAGAAUCUUUCAAAACAACAUCUGCCAAAGUCAUGAAAAAGAAAUCACCGAUGAGUGCAUUGUUUGGUUGGAUGAGGGGAAAAGACAAAAAAGAAAAGCAAGAAGCAGCAAAGAGAACAAAGCAAGGAUGGCAAGGCAAGGAUGGAUACAUGGGAAGUAAAUAUAGAUAUCGGGGCUCGUCUUUAUAUGCCACAAGUAGACGUUCAAUGCCAACUGAGGAAAGAGAAAUGUCUGAAGGUGCACGCUUCAUGAUGGAAAGGGGUGCAGAUGAGAUCAAAUCUGUAGAGUCUAGUCUGAAGGGUAGAAUGGCAGAUGCGCUUGAGGAUUAUUAUGAGAUAGAAGAAGGUGAUGAGAAGAUACCAGCACCUUACCCACCACUGCCACCACUACCACCAGGCGCUGCACCACCAUCACCACCCGGAGCUGCACCACCGCCACCACCACCGCCACCACCACCGCCACCGCCACCGCCACUAAUGCCCGUCCUUUCUUCUUUACGGCGUAUCAGAAUGGCUGACGCAGAUAACCACCUCAUGCUCGGUUCGUUUUCAAGUGCAAAAGCAAUAGCAACACCGCCACCACCACCCGGAGGUGCGCCGAUGCACAUCUAUUCUAGUUUACCGCGUUCCGGAAUGGCUGAAGCAGAUGAUAUUAUGCUCGGUUCAAUUUUAAGAAGAGCAAUAGUGGACGAUGACGAUGUAUCAAGUGACCUUGACAGUGAGAGUGACAUAUGGGAAGAUGAUGAGGAACAGCACCCUAUGGAGGAGUUAAGAUCACCGAUCAAGAUUAAAGAGUCGAAGAGGAAUAUGUCAGAAAUCAACCGCGUGAUAUCAGAACAAGAUAAGAAUGGUCUCUGGACAUGGAAGGAUCAUGAACACAUGGUAGAUGACUUGUUCGUCAUGGAUUUCCAGGAGAUAUAUACGUAUUGUUGCAAGCUCCCAGUACCAUCCCACAUUCGUCGGGAUCUCCAUUCCAUCCUACUUACCCUCCUCCUCAUUCUCUAUCUGAGGGAGGUUCUAUCACAAAUGGACAGCAUCCCUCUACCCCGCCCUCUCCAGUCUCAUGGGGGUAAAGGUAUGGCUCAUGGGGAUUGCAUCACACGCGCAGAAGAAUGGAUUAGUCGACAACAUCCAACUCAAGUAAAAUCCAUAAGGAAGAUGCUAGAAGCUAACUUUGAACGCAGAAACUAACUAAAUUAAAAGAACAAUAAGUGUGGUUUACCAAUGUGAGGCGAGAAUGAUACGAAAUGUUUACGCGAGUUUCGUCAGUUCUGAUCCAUGGUUACGGAAUAAAUCUUGGAUUAACAUAUUUAUGUGGUAGUUAACGACUUUUAAUUCUUGAUUUCAUUAUGAAUUUAAAGUCUGACAACAUAAUUGAAACAGAAUAGAGUAACCAUUGUCAACUUUGAUGAUGUAUACAAUCAUUUCAAUAUUAAGAUUGUGAAUACAUGGAUUGAACAAGGUGGACCAAGUUAAAGAUAACACUGUGAUUGUGCUUUGUAUAAUACGUUUCCACCAUAUAUUGGCAUGGUUGAAAUAAUGGUGGAUACUAUGAAGAUUGCAAUCUACACAAUGUACAAUCAAUUUACCUUCCACCAUUAAAAGCAUAUUUGUUUAAUGAAGCGGGCACAGACGCAAAAUUUGAUUCAAAUACUAAUUUCUUGAUACUUGGUAUGUUUUUGUUUUUGCUUGUUUAUGUUUUAGCUAUGCGAGUGAGUCAUACACCUAAAAAAGACUUAUUUGAAUAUCAUGGUACAAUGUAAAAUAUAUGUUAACUGGAGAUGUAACAUACAUGUAAAUACAUCCACAUGCUGAACUGAAAAACUAUAAAGUGAUAGAAUACUAAUUGUCUCGCCCGAUACUAACUGGAAUUUGAGUUUGAGUUGAUGAAAUGAAAUCCACAUCCCAGAGCCAUCAACUCUGGUGUGGUUAUUUUUUCAAUCACGACUUUCAAUCAAAUAUAUCUAUACAUAUUUGGUUUUUGAAAAAUAAUUUCUGAAGGUUAUACUUUACUUUACAUUGAUAUCAAGUAUACAUGGUGUAUAUAAUUUAACAUAUUUUGUUGUCUUUGUAUUACGAUCUGUUAUUGUGUAUACCAAAUGUACUCCAAGGAGCGAAUCGAGGAUAUAAUUACUGAUAAUCUUUGUCCUUCUGUCUUUCCAAGGUUUUAUUCCGUAGUCUAUACAAUCUGCGCUUCCAUAAUUACCGUCUCCGCGUUUAAACGAUCAUAAAAAGAAUUAUAUUAUAGAUAAUUAUAUUAUAUAAAGUUGUGUUCAAUGUUAAAAUCUUUAUUAUAUCCUUGUACUUUUAUGCACCUCAACAUUUAAGGAAGACCGCUAACAUAAUAAUGCUGUCUAUUUUCUAUCUCUCUGUAUUAUAAUUUAACAGGUUAUAUUGGCUUGUAUUAGACUGAAAUGAUGAGUCGUAAGUUCGGUUUGUAAUGUAUAUUUGCCAAUCAUGGUUUAUUGCUAUAUACAUGUAUAUAUAUUGUUACACAUGAGAGCAAAUUAUUUUCAUAAUAAUCAUUAACUUACUGUACAUUUCACACAAGUAAGAUUACAUUAAUAAUACAAGCCACAUAGUAAAUACAAAAUAAAAGAUAAAUACAACUAUAUAUAUAGGGCCUUUGGUCAAGUAAGAUGAUGGUAAUCUUAUUCUAUUCGGUGUUUCUGAAAAUACCUCACACUAUCAUUUAAAGCAAAACUACACUGUACAUAUUAUAAUCACAUAUUAUCACAUGCAUGCACUGAAACAGAAUGUGGGUACGUUUUAUAAAAGGUGAUCGUUUGUUUUGUACAUGGUAAGAUGACAUACUUGAAACGAGUACCAAUUACUUGUGCGUUUGGCAAGACUGAUUCAAUUUAAGUCGUCGGUCUUUGUAGUAGGAAAAUACACAAUAACCUAUCCCUUCCAGAAAACGACGUCAAUGGCUUUGUAUUAUCUAUCGUAUCGAAAAAUAUUCACAUUUUAUUAAUAACGAAUGUAUACUGCUCCCUACAUCUGUGAAGUCGUACUCAACAUUUUGUGUGUCUUAUUCCAAUUUUUUAAUCUUUCUCAAUAAUUGGAAAAGAUAAAAUAUAAUUUACGUGAAUAUUUACAAUGCAUGAUAUCAUUUGUAAGCGGACAAUGCACCUUGCAUUAUGUAUCUCAUUAUGUGAAUAUUCACAUGUCCUUCUGUUUUAUUUACAUGAUAAUGCACUUAUAAAACACAUAUUGCAUUGAAAUAUCUAGCUUUAGUGAUCACUAAAAUGAAAUCUAUUGUAAACCUUUUUAAUUCUUCAUUAUGAUGACACCGAGGUAAGUUAUUUUCGAGGCAAUGUAACAAUGAAAUAAGGCUUUAAUAAAUAUUUUUUGUUUAAAGUA
This is a messenger RNA of Strongylocentrotus purpuratus (purple sea urchin), 7745 nucleotides long. RefSeq names its product protein mono-ADP-ribosyltransferase PARP4-like. The transcript is spliced from 31 exons. The coding region runs from base 279 to 5573 and encodes 1764 amino acids. NCBI's taxonomy places the organism in Eukaryota, Metazoa, Echinodermata, Echinoidea, Camarodonta, Strongylocentrotidae. The record is from RefSeq and is a predicted model, not a curated record. Gene Ontology annotation, molecular function: NAD+ poly-ADP-ribosyltransferase activity.